AUGGGCUCUCCCCGCCGCGCUCUCGGCGGCCUCCACGGACGGGUAGCGGACACCAUAGAGGGCGCGGAGGAGGCCGAGAGCGCGGCCUGGGCUUCCCGCCCCGACCGGCGCAGCUACCUGCUGGGCAUCCGGCCCCAGAACAGCUUAUCAAGCAGCAGAUUCUCUCCCUCCAGUUUAGGAAGGAGCACCUUCUGCGCAAUCAUUUCUCAGCUGACGGAGGAAACCCAGCCACUAUUUGAAACCACUAUCAAAUCCCGUUCUGUAUCCGAGGACUCUGAUGCUAAAUUCACAUGCAUAGUGACAGGGUACCCGCAGCCGGAGGUGACGUGGUAUAAGGAUGAUGAAGAGAUGGACCGCUAUUGUGGCUUACCCAAGUAUCAGAUAUUCCGUCAUGGAAAUCGCCACACCCUGCAGCUGUACAAGUGCCAAGAAGAAGAUGCAGGCAUUUACCAGGCCUCAGCUAGAAAUAACAAAGGCAUUGUGUCCUGCUCUGGUGUGCUGGAAGUGGGAACCAUGACGGAAUUCAAAAUUCAUCAGAAGUGGUUUGCCAAGAUUAAGAGAAAAGCUGAAGAAAAGCUGCGAGAAAUAGAACAGGGCAAGAAGCGAGGGAAAGAAAAUGUGGAGGUGGAGAGGCUGCAGGGAAUGAGCCCCGAUCGGCUCCAGAGAAAGCGGAGGCUGGUCAGGGAUAUGAACCACCAGUCAGGAGCCUCUCUGUGGGAGAAAGAGGAUGCAGCAAAAGUUCAUGUUGCCGAUUCUCAGUCCAGAUUACACAAGGAUAUUGCUGAACCAAAUGAGAAGCCAGUGAAGGCAAUGACGGGCUUUCCAAACAAACUGAGCACACCAUUGAAAACAGAGGUGACCGCCAACGGAGAUGCCUCUUUUGAAAGCGUGGAGGAGAAUGGGAACAGCUUUCUUACAUACAUCUAUGAGACAGUGGAGGACCUCACGACUAAGCCAGUGGUGAAAGACUCUGCAGCUAAAAAGAAAAAGAAAGUGGAGGCUUCUCCAGCAGCAAAGCAGGAAGUUUCCAAGCGAGAAGAAAGUGGGCGAAACAGGGCCAACCCCUCUCUAAAUCCAAGGUUUGCCCCUCCUGUCCCCGUACGCAAGAACACACAUUUGAGGGGGACAAAUGAUCAAGAAGUGGAAAGCAGUCUAAAAAUCAAAGAGCCUGGGAAAGCUGUGAGUCAGGAUGCUAAAAUCAAUGGUGACAUGCACUUCUCUUUGAAAGAGAUGUAUUUUGACAAGCAAGUGGAGCCAGCAGCAGGGAAGGAGGAGGCGGGAGCCAAGGAAGAGGCUGUGAGCAAGGCUGCCCUGCAGCCUGUGGCAAUCAUCAGACAGCCAGAGGAUGCUCCAUCGUCCUCAAAGGUGGCAGAGGCAGGACCUGUGCUGUCCGACACACAGAGAGGCCGGCACCAAGCACAGAUGGCGGAGGGAAACAAAGCUGUCAGUCCAGAGGUUGCAGCAGCCAUGGGACAGUCUGCUUGUGAUCUGAACCGUCCAGUGUCUGCUCCAACCGUAGAGGCUGGUCAGCAAGCCAGUAAAUUAGAGGAGCUCAGGAAAGAGAUACCUUUCUGCCAGGAGACCAGGGGAUCAGGGAAAAGGACAAAUCCUCGGCUGAGGCCACAGGAGCCACCAAAGCCACCAGCACCUUCCCCAGACAAUGUGCAGCCCAGAAAGGAGCAACCUGCCUCUAGGAAACAGACAGAAGAACAUUCCCAUGCUCUUGAGGGCAGAGAGAUCCAAUCAGCAUUGUUAAAUCAAGAGUACAAAAGCCAAGGUGAGGAAAAGCCAUUACUAAAGAAGCUGAGUCCUCCAGAGCACAAAGAAAACACUCCUCUUGAGCAAAUCACAUGUCAGACAGCAGUCAAGGAUGGGAAGAGCAAAGAAGCAGGAGUGGAGCUAUCUGGGAGCCAUCACAGUGCAAAGGCAGAAGGGAGAGGUGCAGCAGAGCCAUCUCCUGGGGCUGUGCACCCAGAGGCAGAAGGAACACCUUUAGGACAUCUGGAGACUAAACGUCCAGCUCCUGAUUCAGUUCAACCUGCCACAGAAGAGCCACUCCCCGCUCCUGCAGCGGGAACAUCGGUGGCUCAGGAGGCACUGCUUGCAGUUCCCAGUGCCCCAGGGAUGAAGGUCAUAGCAGGAGAGGUGCAGUCUGGAGCACAGCUGCUGCCUGCUGUGAGCAGAGAAACAGAAAUCAGAAAGGCAGAUGGAUCUGCCCCACAAGAGAAGUUUUCAGCCAGCAUGGUAGGGGAGGAUAGUGCCAAAUCAGUGCCUAUGAGACCUCAGAGGAAGGAAAGACAAGAGCUAACAGCCACAGGUCCACACCAGGAGCUGGCAGCACCUUCAGGCACUUUUGAUGGAGGUGCUGAGGUUCAGCCACAAGUACCACUGGUCCUGCCGAGCCCCGAGACACAGCAGGAGAUGUCUUUGGAGGAAAAGAUGCAGCACAAAAACCUUGUUUCCUCCUUGAAGAACUAUCUGCUGCUGCUUUUAAAAAUGUCAGAUAGCAGUAAGGAUGCCAUGAAAGAAGACACUGACCCCGGUGACAAAGAGCAGCCUGAUGCAGAGGAGCUCAUGCUCCCAGAAAUAGGCAUUGCAGGCCUGAGCCCUCGCACCUCAAGGAGAGUUUUGGAAAAGGUACAAAACAAUCAGCUCUUCCAAACAGCAGAGAAUUUGCCUCUGACUCCCAGGACAUCCAGGCGGAUCACGGGCAUGAUUAACGAGGAAUUCAUUACCAGCAAGGAGAUGCUGGCUUGCAGGCCUGUGCCACCAAAGAGACGUACUCGGGUUGCUGCCGAGGGAGAGGGGCUGCCCCAGCUCUCUGUGCCCUCCAUUGUGGUGGGCAGCAUCCCAGCCCCAGGAGUGGGGCAGCCUCCUAGUGAGAUUUCAGAUUUGCCUGCAGCAAGCCCUGAAAAAGAGAGUGCUGGUGGCCCUCUGGCAGUUUUACCUUGUGCCACACCAGAGGAGCUGGCUUCUGGAGCCCGGCGCAAAAUAUACCUGCCAAAAACCAAGCAGGUUGGGCAGGAAGAGGAGGCAACCCCAGAGAGCCCAGGCCACAUGAGAAGUCCAAAUGUUUCACCACGACAAUCCAGGAAGAACACGGCCCUGUUGCCAUCGCCUGCCCUGACUCUGUGCUCUCCUGCAGAGCAGUGCUCGCCAACCCUCAUGAAAAAGAUGGCCACGUUGGAGGUUCCUAAGCUGUAUGAGGAGCCCACAGGUGACAGCAGUAGUGACCAUGAGGUCCCUGAAGAUGCUAAGCCAGAAGCACAGCCAGCAGAGUUCAAGAAAGCAAACAACCCCUUAAAAGCUCCACAGGUGAUUCGUAAAAUCAGGGCAGAACAAUUUUCUGAUGCAUCAGGAAACCUGAAACUUUGGUGCCAGUUCUUCAAUAUUUUGAGUGAUUCUAAGCUGAUGUGGUACAAGGAUGAGAUCCCUGUAGCAGAAGCACAAAGGAGCGCUGGUGAUGAGAGCCAGGCAGCCUUGGCUGUUGUGCAGGCAUCCCAGAAGGACUGCGGGGUCUACCGAUGCGUGAUCAGCAAUGAGUAUGGCACUGACUCCACUGAUUUCCUCCUCAGCGGAGAAGUGCUGUCAGGAUUUAUCUUGCGGGAAGAGAUCGAAGUUGGUGAGGAGAUUGAGAUGACGCCCAUGGUGUUCGCGAAGGGUCUGGCUGAUGCAGGCUACUGGGGAGAUAAGCUCUUUGGGCGCGUGGUAAGCGAAGACUUGGAAGUGGGUGCCAGUUUCCUGCACAAAGCCUGCCGGGCAAGAGCUAUCUACGGCCUGGAGCCCGUCUUUGAGUCUGGCUGCACCUGUGUAAUCAAAGUGCACAAUUUCAUUGUCUUUGGGACCAAGAAUGAGAACAGUCUGAUAGAGAAGAACUACGAUAUCACCAUCCAGGAAUGUAAAAUCCAGAACUCCAGCCGCGAGUACUGCAAGAUCUUUGCUGCUGAGGCACGAGCUGUCCCUGGUUUUGGAGCAGUGCCCGAGAUAAUUCCUUUGUACCUGAUAUACCGACCUGCCAACAACAUCCCUUAUGCCACAAUGGAGGAGGACCUGGGUGCACCCUGCGAGAAGUACUGUGUCACUGAGAGAGAUGGCAGCUUGGUGGCACGAGGCACUUCAGAGAUUGUGCUCAAAUGCUGCACCUUCCAGCAUUGGGUCUAUCAGUGGACAAAUGGAAACAUCCUUGUGACUGACAUGGAAGGAGUGGGCUGGAAGAUCACCAAUGUGCGGAUUGCUACCAACCUGAAAGGGUACCAGGGGAUGAAGGAAAGCUGCUUCCCCUCUCUGCUGGAGCAAUUCACGACUGCUCACCAGUGUAACCAUUACUGCAGCAUCCUUGGCCUGAAGACGCUGGAGCCAGCCAAGCCUAAAGGCUCCAAGAGCCCCUCCUUGGGUAGGAAAUCUGCACAGUCCAGUCCCCAGCUCCAGAAGAAGGGGCUGGCAAGUCCCCAGGGUACACGGAAGGCUGCUGUGAGCCCAAAAAGUUCUCGGAGAGCAGCAGAAACAGGGGAGACCCCAGCAGCCUCCAAACCCCGGUCAGGAGAGAGCAGCAGGUCUGGUCGCCCACAGUAGCCAGCACCGCUGUAGCUUGGACCUCCUGCUCUGGAACCCCAUCCAAACAGCCUGGAGGCAGCAUGCGGCCAGGUUGGGAAGGGAAGACCCUGGCAGUGGCCACUGUCACCACUCUUCUCCCUUUGGCUCCUGCCCUGGCCCGCGGCACUUGCAUUGUGUGGUGUGUGGUAGUGGGAGUCGUGGGGAGAAUGUGAGCCUUGGGCAGCCUGGACCCCUUGCCAAUACCUCUUUACAAGAGCUGCUGCUGGUGGUGGAGAUCCUCCAUGCUCAGGCUCUCAUUCCUCUCCCAACUCUCUGUUUCCCUGACUUAAGGCAGGGGCUGUCACACCUGCUCCCCUGGGCUUUGCAAGCGCUAUGCCCCCUUCCUGGCUCCCCUGAGCAAACUGGGAGUCUGGGCUGCUCUUUUGGCUCCCAGCACCUCAUGUCCCUAUUUCUGUCCUCUGCAAAGCGACUGGGCCAAGCCCUGUCUGUGCUCUAUGUGGAGGAUGUGAAGUCCAGCAGCACACUGUGAUUUCCAAGGUUUUGCUGUGGAGGGGUUUAGUAUGACCUGUAGGGCUCGGGCUGGCAUUGUGUGGGGCUCUGGGGUCCAGGCCUGUGGCAGGGCACUGGCAUGAGCUCACAGGGAUGGGAUUUUGAACCCCUGUACCCUGGGGUCAGCCUUCCAUCCCCUUGCUGGGCGGAUGCUGGGAGCAGCAGUGCUGCUACAGGUGGUGCCCAGCACCACAGUAAUGUUGCUCUACCUCACAUGGGGCACCCAGGAGACGGGUGAAGAGGCACUUCCCAUCCAUGCCAGGUAUAUGUGGGUAUCCAACCUAUAUGACUCACCCUUCCUUGCCCACCUGCCAUAUGCAGACCCUGUACACCCUGCUCAGCUCCAUUAUACAACCUGGUCAUGCUCACUUGGCAUCACCCCUGCUUGGCACAUGCCUUAUUUCAGUGGCAGCUAGGAGCAUUCUUUCCAGGUCCCACUGCCCUGCGUCAGGAGGCAGUGAUGGACAGGCAGUGGUGCUCAUGCUGGAAAGUAAAGCACCCUGCAUCACAUCAAGCCUCCCUUGUGCCCAUCAGCUCGCUCAGGUGUGCAGCAGCCACCAGAGAGUGGCAAUGGGCAGCAAAGCUCGCAAAGAGCCCUAGAGCUGCAUGCUUCAUCAUGCUGAAGAGCAUCACCUUCCCUGGAGCUUUAGAGGAGGGUGCUGUGUGCCAGCAGUGCCACCCAGCAAAGUGGUGUCCAGAAGGGUGACUCUGUGCAGCUUGGUGAAGAAGCUUGUCCAGAAGGGACCGGGCUGGGAGUGUGGCAUGCUCUGGGAUCCUGGUGCUUUGCUGUGGGGUCAUUGUAAAAUAAUGAUAUACAUAGCAAGGCUGCAUUGGCGAAUGGGUGCUCUUGAGUGCAAUAAAGU
Molecule: messenger RNA, 5966 nt
Organism: Melopsittacus undulatus (budgerigar)
Lineage: Eukaryota; Metazoa; Chordata; Aves; Psittaciformes; Psittaculidae
Gene: ALPK3
Product: alpha kinase 3
Exons: 14
Coding region: 1-4572 (1523 amino acids)
Biological process (GO): cardiac muscle cell development; protein phosphorylation
Cellular component (GO): nucleus
Molecular function (GO): ATP binding; protein serine/threonine kinase activity
Source: RefSeq, a predicted model, not a curated record